This is a messenger RNA of Nycticebus coucang (slow loris), 1025 nucleotides long. RefSeq names its product CD9 molecule (gene CD9). The transcript is spliced from 8 exons. Gene Ontology annotation, cellular component: membrane. Lineage: Eukaryota; Metazoa; Chordata; Mammalia; Primates; Lorisidae. The coding region runs from base 174 to 860 and encodes 228 amino acids. The record is from RefSeq and is a predicted model, not a curated record.
CGGCACAUGCGCACCGCGGCGGACCGCGAGCCGUAAGGAGUGGUACUUUUUAAAAGUGCAGCCGGAAGCCUCCCGGCAGCCGCCAGCACCUCGGUCCAGCCCCUGUUUUGUCCGUCCCAGGCGCGCGCGCCCAAGUCCUGCACCACUCCGGCUGAGGCAGUCUAGCUUUCACCAUGCCGGUCAAAGGAGGUGUCAAGUGCAUCAAAUACCUGCUCUUCGGUUUUAACUUCGUCUUCUGGCUUGCGGGAAUUGCAGUCCUGGCCAUUGGACUAUGGCUCCGAUUUGACUCUCAGACCAAAAGCAUCUUUGAACAAGAAAAUCAGCAGAAUCAUUCCAGCUUCUACACAGGAGUUUACAUUCUAAUUGGAGCCGGUGCCCUCAUGAUGCUGGUGGGCUUCCUGGGCUGCUGUGGGGCUGUGCAAGAGUCCCAGUGCAUGCUGGGCUUGUUCUUUGGCUUCCUCUUGGUGAUAUUUGCCAUUGAGAUAGCUGCGGCCAUCUGGGGCUAUUCCCACAAAGAGGAGGUGAUUAAGGAUGUCCAAGAAUUUUACAAGGACACCUACAACAAGCUGAAAAACAAGGAUGAGCCCCAGCGGGAAACGCUAAAAGCCAUUCACUAUGCGUUGCAGUGCUGUGGUAUUGCUGGGGGAGUGGAACAAUUUAUCUCGGACAUCUGCCCCAAGACGGACUCAAUCGAUUCCCUUUUAGUGAAGCCCUGUCCGGAGGCCAUCAAAGAUGUCUUCAACAGCAAAUUCCACAUCAUUGGUGCAGUAGGCAUCGGCAUUGCUGUGGUCAUGAUAUUUGGCAUGAUCUUCAGUAUGAUCUUGUGCUGCGCUAUCGGCAGAAACCGAGACAUGGUCUAGAGUCAGCUUACAUCCCUGAGCAGGAACAUUUACCCCAGAAGACUGUUGGGUUUCUUUGGGGGUUUUUUGGCCACUAACUUUAUUAUUCAUUCAGCAUUUCUAAACUAAAAAAGUCAUUGUAUUUUUGUCUUUUAAUGCUUUAUUCAAUAUUGAUACUUGUAGUUG